Molecule: messenger RNA, 1281 nt
Organism: Thyridium curvatum
Lineage: Eukaryota; Fungi; Ascomycota; Sordariomycetes; Thyridiales; Thyridiaceae
Exons: 5
Coding region: 1-1281 (426 amino acids)
Source: RefSeq, a predicted model, not a curated record
AUGGCCAUCCCUCUGACGCGUCUUGGCGAGAGAGCCUUUAAUCACAGUCCCGGCAACGAUGCCGAAGCCGAGUAUGAUCGCCUGAGGGAUCUGGCCCGGCAGGAGGCCGCAAAGCGCAACGCAUGCUUUGACAAGCGCGAGUUGCGCCAAUGGAUCGAGCGAUUCUCUCGGCACACUUUUCUGUGCUUCUUGACUGACAUGCCGACCCCCUUCCACCAGGCGCACCAGGCCUACGAGCGCGGCGACGGCGCCGAGGCCAAGAACCUCUCCAACGAGGGCAAGCGCCACGACGCCGCCAUGGAUGACUACAACCGCCAGGCGUCCGAGUUCAUCUUCCGCGAGAACAACGCGCCCGGGCGCGUGGCCGGCGACACCAUCGACCUGCACGGCCAGUUCGUCGAGGAGGCCGAGCGCAUCGUCGAGGCGCGCAUCCGCGACGCCCGCGCCCGGGGGCAGACGCACCUGCACGUCAUCGUCGGCCGCGGCAACCACAGCACGGGCCACGUGCAGAAGAUCAAGCCGGCCGUCGAGCGCGUCUGCCGCGACCUGGGCCUGCAGUGCGCGACGGAGCAGAACGAGGGCCGCAUCUACGUCGACCUCCAGGGCGGCGCCGUCAGCGGCGCGCCGCCCCUGCCGCAGCAGCCCGCCGGGCACCAGGGCGGGUAUCAUGGUGGAUAUCCUGGGCAGGGCCAGCCGCAGCACCACCAGCAGCAGCAACAGCAGCAGCCGCAACAGCAGCAGGACGACAUCCUGGGCUUGCUUUGCGGCACUCAUCGUGCUGGCAAUUACAACGCGCUCGGGAGCGGUCGUGCCUUCUCGUUCGGCACACUCGCAACCAGUGUACAUUUGGAGAAUGGACUGUUGGCAAUUUGCCUCAAGGCUCCCUUGUCGCACUUCUACACUUCUCUAUCCCUGAUGACGACUCUCGUACCUCGCUAUCCUGGCGCUGUUGACUCUGGUACUAUUCUGCCAGCUUGCAUUCUUCCUGCACCAGGUGUGCAAAUCAAAGCCAACAUCACAGGGAGGUCCGACUUCAUCACAGAAACCUACUACAGAGGAGACAGAGGAGAGCAAAUCUCAGUCACCACACUCUCCUGGAACAGCCGACGGCGAUACGACUCCAAGUCGUGCGAGAAGCUUCUCUGUAGCAACGCAAACGAAACAUAUCAACCCGCGAAGGAUCUCAUUCGCACCCCCGAGCUCACUAGCGAAAACGCGAAGCGCUUCGGACGAGUUUCGGCCCCCUAUCCAUUCGCUCAAGUCUACAUUGAGACUAAAUGA